Messenger RNA from Panonychus citri (citrus red mite), 1611 nucleotides. RefSeq names its product GATA zinc finger domain-containing protein 8-like. Bases 262 to 1143 code for a protein of 293 amino acids. The transcript is spliced from 2 exons. The record is from RefSeq and is a predicted model, not a curated record. Lineage: Eukaryota; Metazoa; Arthropoda; Arachnida; Trombidiformes; Tetranychidae.
AAGAAAAGUUCAUCUUCGGCUGCAUCGCCAUUUGGAUUAUCGGUUGAUGAUGGGGUCACUUUACUCAGAGGAAUACCCUUGUUGUUAAUACUUCUCAUCGGUGGUAUCAUUACCGUUUGUGGUACCGUUUUCCUUGGUAUUGUGGCCAUUUUCCGUCUUCGACGAAAUAUUUUGGUCAAUGGUGAUAAUUCAAGGGGUUCAGGGAAAGUUGAAGGUGGAAAAGUAGCCAAUGGUGGUAAUGGUAGAGGUGGAGAUGAUAAUAUGAGUGUUACAGAGCGGAUUUCCGGUUCCUCUAUUGUCCAACCGGAAUUAUUAACACUCACUUCACAAUCAUCAAAUGCAACUCAUCAUCUAAAUCAUUUGUCAUCAACUAAUGGACUAACCACUAAUAAUGCAAUCAUGUUUCGUGAUGAUGAUGAUGAUUGUUACUGUGAUAAUACAAUUUCUGAAUCACUAUUAAUAUCUGGUAAUGUUAAUCAUUCUCAUAAUAAUGAUCAUCAUCAUCUUUCUUAUCAUCAUCAUCAUCACCAAUCCUCCCUGCCCAAUGCUAAUCAUCAUCAUCAUCCUAACUCUCAUCUUAAUCAACACAAUCAAAGGCAAUCAAAUGUUCAACUACACCGGAUUAAUGAAUCACCAAAUGACAAUGGUACUAAUAAUAAUAACGAGGGUCAACUUGGUGGUUAUGAUAAUUUCAAUUCAGAAAAAGGUCCACCUGAUAUUAUACCUUCAAUUGGUUAUCAAGCAGGAGGCGGAAAUGGAGGUGAAGAAGGAAGAGGAAAUAUGGAGAAACAAUUUCUAGCUUAUGGAUAUUCGGAGGAUUUGGAUCAAUCAAAUGGCAAUAAUAUCGUUGAAUAUGCUGAGCUUGCAUUCCCUGGAGGUGGACCAUUGAAUGCUAAACUAUCUUCCCAUCAGGUCAUUUUCCCGUUGCCCGGAGGUCGUUUAAAUCAAGUUACAUCUUCAAAUAAUAACAUUAACAAUUUGAACAACAAUAAUAACAAUUUAAAUGUGACAAAUAAUAAUAACACCACCAAUCAGAUUGUUAAUCACCCUGAACGGAUUGAAUAUGCAAAGAUUGAGUUUCAAAAAAACUCUCGUGUCAAUAUAAUCACUUCUGGAAGCCCGAAAUUUGAAUCAACUGUUUAAUUAGCUGAAACUUUAAUUAGCAAAUUAAAUCAAUUAACAUUAUGGUCAACAGGAAAUAAAAAUUUGUCACAAUUUGCCAACAAUCAAGAUUUGAUCAAUUAUAUGAGAGCUUCCAUCAGACUAAUGAAAUCAAAUUUAGACACAACAAUUAAUUAAUAUUUGCUAAUUGUUGAAAUGUCAACUCUUUUUCAUCUCUUAAUCCAAACCAUUAACUACCUCAAUCUUAAUUGUAAAUCCAUAUGAUUAACUCUCAAAUGGAUUAACCAACAUGUUUGACAAUAUGAUUUAAAGCAAAACAUAAUUAAUACAAUUAAUUAAAACUUAUCAAACUUUUUUUGUACCUUUUCAGUUUAAUUUUGAACAGAAUUUAAUUCAGUUUCCAAAUGAUUAAUGAUUAUAUCAUCUAUGCUCAUGUAAUUUAAAUUACUAGAAAUUUAAUUAUUUUUUCUAGAUUAAAAAUUUUCUAUU